AUGGGCUGGUUGGUGGGGGUGAACAUGGGAACGAUGGAGGAGGUGGUGGAAAUAGAGAGGUUGGAGAAGAGUUUGUUGGAGGAGAACGAGAGCGACGCGGAGGCGGUGCUGUAUGCGGCGUCGUUUCGGGAGAUGGAACAGAAUUUCGUGAAGUACCAAACGGUGCAGUGGGUGCUUUACUCGGUGUUACUGAUUCUGGCGUGGGGCAUUGGAUUCCUCAUGUUGCUUUAUCUCCCAGUGAGAAGGUUCAUACUGAGGAAGGAUAUUCGUUCUAGAACCCUCUAUCUCACUCCAAAUACCAUUGUUUACAAGGUUACGAGACCGGUGCCAUUUCCGUGUUUUGGAGUGCUGAAGAAGGAGAAGCACGUUUUGUUGCACUCUGUGGCAGAUGUUGUGGUUGAACAAGGAUACUUCCAAUCACUUUUUGGUGUCUACUCUCUUAGAAUUGAAAAUAUUGGAGUUAGAAGGCCACCCAGUGAUGAUGUUAAAAUCCAGGGGGUUGCGAACCCAAAUGCUUUCAGGAAGGCGGUUAUGAUGCGUCUAUCAAACAUGAGAAAUGAGAUUAUGACAAGACAGGUUUCUACGUUAGAAGAUGUUCCACAACAUCUGAUGAUGUCUCCAUCAAAGUCAUUUAAACCUGAUUCUAAUCCUUCUGGAGAGCUGCUACUAAUGCGGAAACUAGAGGAAGUUGGAAGCUCUGUUAAGAGAAUACAAUCUUUAUUUGAAGAGCAACAAUCUCAAACAGCAGAAUCCAUAGAUUGA
This is a messenger RNA of Sphenostylis stenocarpa, 762 nucleotides long. The record is from the annotation of a GenBank genome assembly. NCBI's taxonomy places the organism in Eukaryota, Viridiplantae, Streptophyta, Magnoliopsida, Fabales, Fabaceae.